UUUGUACACAUAUCCUAGAAAGAUGUUCGUACGCUCUAUUUAUUCAUAAACAAAUAACUACACAGACAACACUAAUAAUACUACACAAAAUAAAAUAAAAAAUAUAACAUUUUUCACCCAUACUCAUACAUUACAUAACUAAACUUAAGUACAAUGGCGGGACGAGGCGAUUUUAACCUGCUUAAGUUCGAUACAUAUUCCGCUUAUCUGCGAUCCUUCACUAAGAUUGAGGAGUAUCGAUACUUGUCAAGCAUGAAUGUGAUUAAAUCCCUUGUGAAACUUGGAUAUUGCAGUAAUGCUGUAAUAUACGAAGAGCAAGAGUUCUAUGAAGCAAAGAAACACCUGCAGGAAUUGAUCAAUCCAAAGUCCAUAGUAAGUAAGCUGUACAGUCAGUACCUUGUGGGAGAUGAUCCAGCUUUAAGAGCAUUGGCAGAGCGUGAGGAACGCAACGCGCAUAAGAAGUUAUCAACAAUAAUCUUCAUGCAAAAACGAAAGAGAACUGGCUUCGACAUAUCGGGCUAUAUUGACUAUGCGGAUAGUCUGCUCGGUUGUGCCGUUCAUAGACUUGGGGCAACCAACUGGAGGGCUGUCUUUGAAGGUCGAAAAUUGUUGUGUCCCAAUCGUAAUGACCUGAGCUUCUAUGACUGGGAAUCGGGAAACAUUCACUUUAAUAACACUGACAACUUUGAAGUUAUGCAUGUUGGCACUUCUUUAAUGUUCAAGCACAUUGGUGACCACAAGAUUAUAUCUGUGAAUCCCUCUGAUUUUCCCGACAAUGACUUUGUCAAGCGUACAUUUCUUUACUCGCCAUUGUAUGGUUAUAUAGUCUUUUAUGAUCAUAUUGUUAGGAAACCUAGCUAAAGAUAAUUAAACCGCAUAUUUAGGAUGAA
Molecule: messenger RNA, 890 nt
Organism: Drosophila innubila
Lineage: Eukaryota; Metazoa; Arthropoda; Insecta; Diptera; Drosophilidae
Product: cilia- and flagella-associated protein 299-like
Exons: 2
Coding region: 154-861 (235 amino acids)
Source: RefSeq, a predicted model, not a curated record